This is a messenger RNA of Suncus etruscus (white-toothed pygmy shrew), 4562 nucleotides long. RefSeq names its product DEAH-box helicase 8 (gene DHX8). Gene Ontology annotation, molecular function: RNA binding; ATP binding; RNA helicase activity. Gene Ontology annotation, cellular component: intracellular anatomical structure; catalytic step 2 spliceosome. Gene Ontology annotation, biological process: mRNA splicing, via spliceosome; spliceosomal complex disassembly. Lineage: Eukaryota; Metazoa; Chordata; Mammalia; Eulipotyphla; Soricidae. The record is from RefSeq and is a predicted model, not a curated record.
UCUAGGGCUUGGAAGUUCCCGGGUGGGACGCCCCAUCGCCAUGGCUGUGGCCGUGGCGCUGGCGGCAGCUGGAAUGGGGACAGAACUGGGCCCGGCGGAAGAACUCGCCAAACUCGAGUAUCUGUCUUUGGUGUCGAAGGUUUGCACCGAGCUGGACAAUCAUUUGGGGAUCAACGACAAAGAUCUGGCCGAAUUUGUGAUCAGUCUUGCUGAGAAAAACACCACCUUUGACACCUUUAAGUCUUCUCUGGUCAAAAAUGGUGCAGAAUUUACGGAUUCUCUCAUUAGUAAUUUAUUACGUCUCAUUCAAACCAUGCGGCCUCCAUCAAAGCCUUCCACAAGCAAAGACCCUGUUGUUAAGCCGAAAUCUGAGAAAGAAAAGCUGAAGGAACUCUUCCCAGUCCUGUGCCAACCAGACAAUCCUUCUGUUCGGACCAUGUUGGAUGAAGACGAUGUGAAAGUAGCUGUGGAUGUUCUGAAAGAACUGGAAGCUUUGAUGCCCAGUGCAGCAGGCCAGGAGAAGCCAAGAGACACCGAGCACAGGGACAGGACCAAAAAGAAGAAACGGAGCCGGAGCCAAGACCGAGAGAGAGACAGAGAGCGAGAUCGUGAGCGUGACCGAGACCGCAGUAGAGACCACAAACGGAGACACCGGUCCCGCUCUCGCUCCCGUUCCCGGACCCGGGAGAGGAAUAAAGGAAAGUCUAGAUACCGGUCCAGAAGCAGAAGUCAGAGUCCCCUGAAAGACCGGAAGGACCGAGACAAAUAUGGGGAGAGGAAUCUGGACAGGUGGCGGGAUAAACAUGUGGAUCGGCCUCCCCCCGAAGAACCGGCCAUCGGGGACAUUUACAAUGGCAAAGUCACCAGCAUUAUGCAGUUUGGAUGCUUUGUGCAGUUGGAGGGCCUGAGGAAACGGUGGGAAGGCCUGGUGCACAUCUCAGAGCUCCGGCGAGAGGGCCGCGUGGCCAAUGUGGCUGAUGUAGUGAGCAAAGGACAGAGAGUCAAGGUCAAAGUGCUGUCCUUCACCGGGACCAAGACCAGUCUGAGCAUGAAGGAUGUAGAUCAAGAGACUGGAGAAGAUCUAAACCCGAACCGACGACGAAAUCUUGUUGGGGAGACCAAUGAGGAGACCUCGAUGCGGAAUCCAGACAGACCCACUCACCUCUCCCUUGUCAGCGCCCCAGAAGUAGAGGAUGAUUCGUUGGAGCGGAAGCGCCUUACCCGAAUCUCUGACCCUGAGAAGUGGGAGAUCAAACAGAUGAUUGCUGCCAAUGUUCUUUCCAAAGAAGAGUUCCCAGACUUUGAUGAAGAGACUGGCAUUCUCCCGAAAGUAGAUGAUGAAGAAGAUGAGGACCUUGAGAUUGAACUGGUUGAGGAAGAGCCACCGUUCCUGAGGGGGCACACCAAGCAGAGCAUGGACAUGAGCCCUAUUAAAAUUGUUAAGAACCCUGAUGGCUCUCUCUCCCAAGCGGCGAUGAUGCAGAGCGCCUUGGCCAAGGAGAGGCGGGAGCUCAAGCAGGCCCAGCGGGAAGCAGAGAUGGAUUCUAUUCCCAUGGGACUCAACAAGCACUGGGUUGAUCCUUUGCCUGAUGCGGAAGGCCGGCAGAUAGCAGCCAACAUGAGGGGUAUCGGGAUGAUGCCCAAUGACAUUCCGGAGUGGAAGAAGCAUGCUUUUUGGGGGCACAAAGCUUCCUAUGGAAAAAAGACCCAGAUGUCAAUCCUCGAGCAGAGAGAGAGCCUGCCCAUCUACAAACUGAAGGAGCAGCUGGUCCAGGCUGUGCAUGACAAUCAGAUCCUAAUAGUUAGAGAGACAGGAUCUGGGAAGACAACACAGAUCACUCAGUACCUGGCAGAAGCGGGCUAUACUUCUAGAGGCAAGAUUGGGUGUACCCAGCCCAGAAGUGCAGCCAUGUCAGUGGCGAAAAGAGUGUCUGAAGAGUUUGGUUGUUGCUUAGGACAAGAGGUAGGCUACACCAUCCGGUUUGAGGACUGCACCAGCCCCGAAACAGUCAUCAAAUACAUGACCGAUGGGAUGUUGCUCCGAGAGUGCCUGAUCGACCCCGACCUCACUCAGUACGCCAUCAUCAUGUUGGAUGAGGCGCACGAGAGGACCAUUCACACAGACGUGCUCUUUGGUUUGUUGAAAAAGACAGUUCAGAAGCGGCAGGACAUGAAGCUGAUCGUCACGUCAGCCACCUUGGACGCAGUGAAAUUCUCCCAAUACUUCUAUGAGGCUCCCAUCUUUACCAUCCCAGGUCGAACAUAUCCAGUGGAAAUACUGUACACAAAGGAACCCGAGACAGAUUACUUGGAUGCUAGCUUGAUCACCGUCAUGCAGAUCCAUUUAACAGAACCACCAGGUGACAUCCUCGUCUUCCUGACUGGUCAAGAAGAGAUUGAUACUGCUUGUGAGAUUCUGUACGAAAGAAUGAAAUCCCUGGGACCUGAUGUGCCAGAGCUGAUUAUCCUCCCUGUGUACUCUGCUCUGCCCAGUGAGAUGCAGACCCGGAUCUUCGACCCUGCACCACCUGGCAGCAGAAAGGUCGUGAUUGCCACCAACAUCGCCGAGACUUCGCUGACCAUCGACGGCAUCUACUACGUGGUGGACCCGGGCUUUGUGAAGCAGAAAGUUUACAAUUCCAAAACGGGGAUAGAUCAGCUGGUGGUGACUCCCAUUUCUCAGGCUCAGGCAAAGCAGCGUGCUGGCAGAGCUGGGCGAACAGGCCCAGGGAAGUGCUACAGGCUCUAUACAGAACGUGCCUACCGGGAUGAGAUGCUCACCACCAACGUGCCGGAAAUCCAGAGAACUAACUUAGCGAGCACGGUGCUCUCCCUCAAGGCCAUGGGCAUCAAUGACCUGCUGUCCUUCGACUUCAUGGAUGCACCGCCAAUGGAAACAUUGAUCACAGCCAUGGAGCAGCUGUACACGCUGGGGGCCCUGGACGACGAGGGUCUGCUCACUCGCCUGGGCCGCAGGAUGGCAGAAUUCCCUCUGGAGCCAAUGCUGUGCAAAAUGCUCAUCAUGUCGGUGCAUCUAGGCUGCAGCGAGGAGAUGCUGACCAUCGUGUCCAUGCUGUCUGUGCAGAAUGUCUUCUACAGGCCUAAGGAUAAACAAGCCCUUGCAGACCAGAAGAAGGCCAAAUUCCACCAGACUGAAGGGGACCAUCUUACUCUGCUGGCCGUGUACAACUCCUGGAAGAACAACAAGUUCUCCAACCCCUGGUGCUACGAGAACUUUAUCCAGGCUCGUUCCCUGCGCCGAGCCCAGGACAUUCGCAAGCAGAUGUUAGGCAUCAUGGAUAGGCACAAGCUAGACGUGGUCUCCUGUGGCAAGUCCACUGUCCGAGUGCAGAAAGCCAUCUGCAGUGGCUUCUUCCGUAACGCCGCCAAGAAGGACCCACAGGAGGGUUACCGGACUCUGAUCGACCAGCAGGUGGUCUACAUCCACCCUUCCAGUGCACUCUUUAACAGACAGCCUGAGUGGGUGGUGUACCACGAGCUAGUGCUCACGACCAAGGAGUACAUGCGUGAGGUGACCACUAUUGACCCUCGGUGGCUUGUGGAGUUUGCUCCGGCCUUCUUCAAGGUCUCUGACCCGACUAAGUUAAGCAAGCAGAAGAAGCAACAGCGUCUGGAGCCUCUUUAUAACCGUUAUGAGGAACCCAACGCCUGGAGAAUAUCCCGGGCCUUCCGGCGGCGCUGAAACUCAAGACUUGUCUGUUUGCCUCACCUGCAGCGCUGGGCCAGGACUUGGCCUCAUUGUUCCUGAUGAAAAGCUAGUCCUGAGGAUACAGACGGCCUGUGCCUACCUGUCGUAACUGGGCACUCUCCAGCUUGACUCCCACAGCUUCUCUGGUGGCAGAUAGAAGCAGGGAUUUCCUACUGGUUGGACUGAACUCCAAGUUCUCACGCCUGAGGUCACUGGAGCCAGCUGGGGGUCACCGUCAACACAGGGGAACACAGUUUUACCUAAGGGACAACAGCACAGCCCAAGGAUGGAACUCCUAGGGCUGUCAUAGGCACAAGUCCCCUCCCUCAGAUGCCCACCAUGAACUGUCUAGAAGGAGCCGGGAAGUUCAUUGAAAGUGUUGGCGCCACUUCCUGUCCUUCUUCUCUCCCUGGCCUUUUGCAUAACCUCCUCCUGGAAAUAUUUAUUUUCUUAAGGAAACAGAAAAAGGUUUGUUGUGACUUUCUUUUAGCUGAAAGUUGAGGUAUUUUGGUCUGGACUCUAGGGAAGACUGAAUAUGGUUUGGGGGCCCCUUGUGGAGAGUCCCGUGGAAUCAGUGCCCAGGGCCUCUGGACUUGGAGAUAAUAUACGAGGAAGGACACACCCAGCUUGGUGGUGUUGCUUGAGCCAGGCUGUUUGUGGGGCCACCAGGGCAGCCUCAGCAAAGCUCAAACUCGGGCCUUGGUUGUGCAAGGCAUAUGCUCUACCUUUGUCUUCGCAGGCCCUAGCACUCUAGUCUUAUCAGGCAGCCACCCAUGGCCCAUGGCUGACCACAUCCACUUUGGCACCAAAGUGCUCACAGAUGGGCCUACGGAAAACAAGCUGCUGUCCCGGG